GUCCCUUUUUCAAAACGUGAAAGUGUGAGGUGUGAACUCUGAAGUUUACUUUAGCCGCACAUUAAAUGAUUUGCAGUUGCAACGCUAGCCAUCGUUACAUCAGUAUAAACAAAGGUACAAACAAGUUACCAGCUAGAACCACACGCUUUGACAAACUUUACAAAGACGAGUGGAUUCUAUCAGAAUAUAGAAGGGUCUGACUGGUCAGGCAAACAAACAAGCGGAUUAAAUGAUUGAAACAUGGCAACAUCCGCUGAGAAACGCACCACGAUUUCAGCGAGCAGAAAAAAGCAGUUGCCAGAUCGUGAGGAUAACGCACAAAAUCUCAUCAGGACUCACAUGUUUGACAAGGAAUUCAAAGGUUACAGUAAAGUUUUACAUGGACUAUUUAAAGGACUUAUCCUCACACCAGACUUGUCUGAAAGUGAUGAAGAAGAGGUGGAGAAUCAUAGAGCCCAUGCUCUUUCAGAUUCACAGCAGCUUUUUACAGAAACAGAUGUGACCUUGCCUUCUUACUUGAAUGGGAGCCUUGGGUCUCGGGAAACUGACAGAGAGAGGGAUGGAGCUCGGCAUCUUUCUUACUUUUGCUCCUCGUCGACCUCUGGAGCAGUCAAAAUACUGCAGGAGAUGGAGACCGUCUAUGAGCAGCUUAAGACUGAGCGACAGAAGCAGCUGCAGUGGGAGGAGGAGUUAGAGCAGCGAGAGAUGAGACUGAAACAACAAGAGGAGGGUCUUCAGAAACUCUUGGGUUUAGAAGAAAUGUGCCACUCAAAAAUGCUUUCUGCAGAAGAGAAACAAAAGAAAGAGAUCCUUCACCUCCAAAAUCUACUGCGGGAAAAGACCAAAGAAAACAAGAGACUGAAGUCAAGCUUUGAAUCUCUCAAAGAUCUGAACGACAAUAUGAAAAAACGGCUAAAUGAAUUGAGUGAGCAGAACAAAAGGCUGGAGAAGCAGUCAAAGAGGGUGCAGGCCCGACUUGAAAACCUACAGAGGAAAUAUCAGCACGGUGUUGCAUUGAGAGAAUGUCAGAAAAUAAAUGACCCCCUGGAAAGGGUCAAACCUCUCGAAAAGGACAAAACCUCUGGUAAAAAUAUCAGCAAGGUUUUCCCUUCUGCAAAGCUGCUCUCUCUGCUCCUGGACUGGGUUCUUGAUGAGCAUCUCAACUCAUCAAUGGUCCCCAGUGUUAAAGAUGUGGGCCACUGUUUACCCGCAGAAAUACUACUCAACGAAAGGUGCCUCAAGGUACUGCCAUUAUUAGCAGAUCAGCUUGCCCACACACCUUUGUCGGAGCCUGUGCUCGUCUGCAGCCUCCUUCACCUUAUUCACAGGGCCCUGAGACACUUGGACAACAGUGGACAGCAUGUGGUGUUAUCAGCAACACUGAGGCGCAUCGGAGAAGAAGUCUCCAAGCCUCGGAGCCAUGUUCAGUCUCAGGAUCCAGAGACAGAGGAACUGAAUGGGCCCUGCUCUAGACAGGCUCUUUACAGAAGCCCAUGUCCCGAGACACGCAUCCUCUCUGUGCUCAUCAUACUACGCACAGUCACACAAGCUGAUGUACUGGCUCAGGUAUUGCACUCCAUGCACUCAGACCUGUUCCAUGAGGAGUGCAGAGGCCUGUUGUUACAAAAUGGAGGAGUGUCUGAGCUUCUGACAGUGCUGAGGACCGGGCGCGCAGGACUACAAGCUCCUAUCAUAGACAUACUACUGCAGCUCACUCAAGAAUCUAGCUACUAUAAGAGCUUCAUAGAGGCCUGUAGCUGUGAUGGGUUUUUCCACACGAUAUCCCAAGUUCUCAGGAGUCCUCAUUUGGAGCUGCUGCUUUUAGAAAAGCUCUGCAUCCUUCUACAGAAACUCUCCACUAUCAGAAGAAACCGCCGUCUCUUUGAGUCGUCCUCUGUCCUUGAGCAGAUUCGUGAACUUCAGCGCAGAUACGGACCCACACACACCUUUCUGUGCCUCAACCUCACCUCCAUACUCCACAAUUUACAGUGACUCAAGACUCAAGCCUAGUGCACUAUGUACAUGUGCAGGUCUGUGUAGUUGAAGACAGCUGCCUGCACUACCUCCCUAACCAUAUGUCUCUGCACAUUCUUUAUUUAUACAGUUUUUGAAGUCCUGUCUUUGUCGGAAGGGCUUUUUUACCAUUGCAUAUGUUUUGCUCUUUGAGAUCCAUCUGUUUUCAUGCUUACACAGUAUAUUCUUAUGCCUUCAUAUGGAUUUCAAAGUACCACCUUGGAUAAUGCUGUGAUUUGCCCUUCAACUUUACAUUUAAUACAGUAAAAUAAACCAGGACUGAAGCAGAUGCAGGGCUAUACCAGAAACCAGGACCAACGCUAAUCAAGGGCAAGACAAAAUAGGGACUAAACAAUGCAAACCUUAUGCUGUAAUAAACCAGGGACCGCUGCCUUAUGGGUCUGCAUUUGUCAUUUAGCCACAACCAUAAUAAACAACAACAAAGCCAUAUACUGUAUAGUAAUAGUGUUGAAAUUGUGAAAACUGCAUAUUUUUAUUUCAUAGCCUGAUUUAAUUAAUGUCAUUGAUGGGACUGAUCGCAGGCAUACUAAGGACCAAACCAGGUCUAAACCAAUACAAAAACAAGGACCAUAUUGACCAAAUUUAAACCCAUGAUUUAAAUUGCAUUAAACCAGGUCUAACCCACAUUUAUAGCAAAUCAUUUUUACAUAACAUCACAUUUAAGUUUUACAAAGCUCUAGCUCACUCUGAGGGGGCCAACUCACAAUAAAUGGGUUUGUAAGAAAGAAAAGGUUUGUAACAGAUGUUUGUAAGAAAUUAAGUUAAUAGAACCAAUAAGUAAUAUUGAAUCCACAUA
Molecule: messenger RNA, 2830 nt
Organism: Boleophthalmus pectinirostris (great blue-spotted mudskipper)
Lineage: Eukaryota; Metazoa; Chordata; Actinopteri; Gobiiformes; Gobiidae
Product: coiled-coil domain-containing protein 138
Exons: 14
Coding region: 241-1992 (583 amino acids)
Source: RefSeq, a predicted model, not a curated record